GCCAUCCAUGCCCGGUCCUUCUUCAGCACACAGGGGCUUCCCGAAAUGAAGGCAUCCAAUGCUGGCGCUUCGGGGCGCAGGGAGGAGCCACAGCUGCUGUACGAGGACGAGGACAUGGCAGUGGUGUUGAAGCCAUCUGGCUGGUCCUGCACGCCUCAACCGGAGGGAGUUGACCCCUCCUGGGUCUGGCUGGCGCCGGCGGCUCGGCGGGCGCGCGCCGCGAAGCUGCUGGCGCAGGAGUCGGCGGCGCCUUUGCAAGGCUGGCUGCUGCUGCAGUUCGGACAUGAUCCGGCUUGUGAUGUCUGCAGGGACCAGACCCUGGACCGGGGCCUCGUUCACCGGCUGGACGUGGAGACUUCCGGUCCGAUGUUGGUUGGCAAGACCCACAAGGGCUACGAGCAUGCGCGGAACCAGAUCCUUCUCGGGGUGCUCAAGGACUAUGUGAUCCUCGUUCACGGCGGCUUCGCGCCGGACAGGGUGCGUGGGGAAUGCCACUUGGCCAUCGACACGAGCACCUACCUGGAGACGGGCAAGGUUAGUGUCGACGCCGGAGGGCAGGCUGCCUCCACGGUGUGGGAGGUGCUCGCCGAGUACCAGUCUCCGGAGACGCGCGAGAG
Messenger RNA from Symbiodinium sp. CCMP2456, 617 nucleotides. The record is from the annotation of a GenBank genome assembly. Lineage: Eukaryota; Dinophyceae; Suessiales; Symbiodiniaceae.